This is a messenger RNA of Nasonia vitripennis (jewel wasp), 2857 nucleotides long. RefSeq names its product ankyrin-3-like. Lineage: Eukaryota; Metazoa; Arthropoda; Insecta; Hymenoptera; Pteromalidae. The coding region runs from base 696 to 2591 and encodes 631 amino acids. The transcript is spliced from 3 exons. Gene Ontology annotation, molecular function: protein binding. The record is from RefSeq and is a predicted model, not a curated record.
UUCUGUUUCUGUUUCUGUUUCUGUUACAAUAGGCAAGGAUUAUACUUAAUAUUAUGCUGAAAAUCGCCUGUAUUGCGCGCGCUCGAAAGCUCCGGAAUAAAUGAUUUGUUGACAUGGAUUGUAGGCGUUGAAACUAAUUGACCAAGCUUACGGCUCGGGAUGUAGCCAAGGCACCGAUGUCUCGGAUUUUGAUUGUUCUUUAUUUAUUUUAAAAUUUGUUACAGCAAUCUCAAUUAUAAUUAUCUCACCCGUUCGAGAUUUCAAUCAGCAGAUGUAAUAGCAGCAGGUAUACGGAGGACUGUGGACAAUAUUAUACAUUACAUACCCUCUGCCCAGCGCAACCUUUGCCCUGUUCCUGCUCCGGUCUCGAUUAGAGGCGUCCCUCUAUUAUAUAGUGAAUAACAACGAGUUAUUAUGAGCGAGGGCACCGGCACACCAUCAUCGGUUUACGUCGGCUCUAAUACGACAGCAAAAGUCUCGAGGAGAGCCGAGGCUCCGAAAGGGGAGGGUUAUAAGGCUAAUUUGGUCGGUGUAGGUAUUAUCCCCUUAUUUCGCUUCUCAAUAAGCCUGUAACUUCUGGCAACGUACAUAAAUCGGCUGGAGCGGAGAAGUCGGUGGUCAGUCGGUGGUCAGUCGGUGGUCAGUCGGUGCGAGUCGAGCUUAGCGGCAGUUUAGGUCGAGCAGUCUUCUGAAGAAUGGCAAGUGAAGAGGCGAUCGAAGACCUUUUGCGAUCGUUUCACGCGAUGGCCUUAGACCCGUACGAUGCCUCACAUGUCAGGAAUUACGACCGCAUGCUCCACGGCGCGCUCCUAGAGAUCUUCCUCAAGAACUUCCGUGCUCUCGUAGGCGAUCAGCUCAAAAGCGAGAUCAAGAAUAUCCUCGAUCAGGAAGUAAUCGUCAGCAGUUUCUUCAAAGAUCAGUUCGAGCGGCUCCCCAUCAUGUGGAUCGCGAUCCUUGGCUGUUACCGGAAAUCAGCCCAGCUGCUCGUGCGCACAAAAAUCGGCAACAUCCACGAGCUCUUCCCUCUGCCAGCCACCUAUUACGCACACGUGGAACUCAACCCCGGUUCGACGAUACUACACGCGCAGCUUCAGCUGUACCCCUCUUGGUGGAGCGACUGUUUCGUACGCCAACUGGUAGUGGAAGGCGCCGACGUGCACGCUCAAGACGAUCUCGGCCGAGCCCCCCUGCACUACGCGAUGAGAUCAGGACGAACCUCAGAUAUAAUCAAAGUCUUUCUGGAUAAGAGGGUCAACCUCAACGUCACCGACUAUCAGCGCGAGACACCAUUACUUCUGGCGAUCGAUAACGUCAGAGCCGACGACCGGGUGCUGCCGUUGUUGCUGCAAUACGGCGCCGAUGUUCUCGCCCAAGACGAGCGCGGUUACAACGUCUUACAUCGCAUAGCAGAGACUACUAAACGCGAUCCACAACGCGCAGCUGACCUGGCCAGAGUCUUGAUGGACAAAGGCGCAUCGCUCGUAGACACGACUGUUACGUACCGCGAUACCCCGCUACACCUGGCUAUUAAGAUGAAAGACGUUAAUCUUGAGUUGAUUCAAGCGUUUCUCGAGAGAGGAGCCGACGUGAAUAUCGCCAACAGAUCCCGUUUGCCGCCGCUGCAUCUCGCGGUCGGCUGCAACCAAGCCGAGAAACUGGUGAAGCUGUUGCUGCAAUACGGAGCCGACGUUACUGCCAAAGGUGCCAAAAGUUUCAAUCUCUUGCACCAACUGGCAAUCGCCUCUAGAGAACACGUCGAUCUGGCCAAGUUCUUGAUCGGCCAAGGCGUCUCGGUCUUCGAUAUUGACGACGAGUAUCAAUGCCAGCCGAUACAUCUGGCUGCCUUUCAAGGAAAAUAUGAUUUGGUGAAGCUCUUCUUGGAUCUCGGCGUGGACGUGAAUGUUACAGCAGCGGAAGGGAUAUUCCCACUAUGGCUCGCGGCUGAGAGCAAUGCUACGGAUGUGCUGAUAAUUUUGCUCCAAAAUCGCGCGGAUUAUGAGAAAAAGACAGCGAAUGGACGCACCGCCUUACACAAAGCCUGUCGAGCCCAUCACGCGGAGAGCAUCAAGCUAUUCCUGUCCAUCGGCGCAAACAUCUUCGCCGAGGAUAACGAAGGCGCAACGCCAUUCGCUGUCAUGAUGGAUGACGCCGAAGGUGACUUGAACACCAGACUGAUAGUGCUCAAAGAGCUGGCGCUGAGAAAGGUGCUGCUGUCGAUCGACCGACUAAAGGACGAAUCGAUUAUCAACAAUAAUCCGGAGAUGUUGGAGAACUUUCAAAAUUGCAUCGCACAACUCAACGCAAUGAGAAACACGAGCAGGAUAUUGUUCACCCUUCUGACAAAAAGUCACCGGAAGCUCGCUCUGCUCAUGCGAAAUGCCGACUUCGUCGCCGAAUACGGACGCGUAGAUCUCGGGCCGUUUCCCAUGUAUGCCAAAGAAAUCAUCCUGGCUUUCGAGCGCGCGGAAUGCCACCAUCUCAAAAUGCUCGAACAGGAGGAGGUGAUCGACGAGGCUUUUUACCAGACUUUGCCCCACGUGCUUACGAGGAAGCUCAUUGGUUACAUAUUCAACGAGGUUGUUUGCUGUUAGAAACAAUAACAACGAGCAAGCAUUUAGGCAUUUGGAAAUAUUUUUAUUUAAACUUCAUAGUAAAAUAAGCAAGUAACAAAAGUUAACUUAUCGUUGUAUCGUUUAUUUACAAAAUAGUUUUGCAAGGAUUAUUCAAGCUCUUUUUUCAUAUCGAAAAAGCAGAUAAAUCGUAAUUGUUGAGUAGAAAAAUAGAUAAUACAUCAACAGGAUCCAGAUUCCUUUUGUACAUUGUCGUAAAAUCUAAUAAAAGUAUUUUCAUACUCCUA